AUGAACGUGGAGCCUCAAAUGCUCAAGGACCAGGUUCGAAAAACUAUGGACAUGCAAGCCGCCCUGUCGGUGCUAACACGCAGUAUCGAGGACAAGUUCGCACGUUUGAGAGUCGAGACUGAAGAACUUAAAGCCAGGCGAGAGGACUAUAGCAAGCUCAAUGAGAAGGUCACGAGUCUGGAGGAGGAGCUGAAUGUCAAGGACAGGCACUUCAACGAGAAGUUGAAAGCCUUGGACGAAAAAUUUGAGACGCAGGCCAAGACGAUCGGGUCGCUGAUGAUUCACCGCGAGCGGGCCCAAGAUGAACUUGUGACCAAGCUACCGGAGCGCCGCAUGCACGAGACCAGAACUGCCUGGCUCAAGCGCGCUACAAAGGACCCAUUUGUCGUUUGGGUCUUCGAACAGUACAACAUCAUCUCCGAACGCAUUCACCAAUUGCCUACAAAGGACGAAGCGAAGGAUGCAUUGACUCGUCUUGACCCAUCAGACAAGGACCUGGUGGAAAAGUACAACGAGAUGUUUGCCCGCCUCUACCCUGAAUGA
Molecule: messenger RNA, 543 nt
Organism: Phytophthora sojae
Lineage: Eukaryota; Oomycota; Peronosporomycetes; Peronosporales; Peronosporaceae
Exons: 4
Coding region: 1-543 (180 amino acids)
Source: RefSeq, a predicted model, not a curated record